UUCAUCCAGGAUCCAUGCUCCUCCCCUGGACUGAGACCUGCCUCCUGCUCAGUCUCCUCAGGAACAUCAGAUCUCUGACUUGUGAGAACGGAGCAGGUGAAUCUGGGAGCAGACCUUUACACUCACUUCAACUCUUCUGUUUUGUACUGGAAAGAACAUCUUGGGUGAUUAAAAUAACCAUGUCUCUGGCCAAGGAUUUGAUGCACCCCAGUCUUGCAGAUGAGAGGAGAAAACACAAAAAGAAGAGGCUGGUGCAGAACCCCAACUCCUACUUUAUGGAUGUCAAAUGCAUCGGCUGCUACAGGAUCUCCACCAUCUUCAGCCAUGCCCACACAGCGGUGGCCUGCCCCGUCUGCUAUGUGAUCCUCUGCAGGCCACGAGGGGGGAAAUGCAGACUGACAGCAGGCUGCGCCUUCAGGAAGAAAUGUUCCUGAGUUAUAUUUUCCCAAGACAUCCACUAGGAGGCAGCAGAACGAACGAUGAAAUAACUGGAUCGGAGUCACUGUGUGGCUUAAUAGAGAAAUCACCUCUAGACGAUUCACAUCUUGUAAUUUUGGGAUAUUUUAACCCUCAUGUGGGUUUUAAUGAAGAUGUCUAAAGAGGAACAUGCUUGUACACUCCAUUAUGCUUAACUCAAAAUGUAUGAAGAUAAUUAUCUAUUCCUAGCAUAGAAAACCUCAAAAUGCAGAACGAGUCAAAUGAAUCAGAACUUCUGUAAAACAUUUAUUGAGGGUUGAACAUGGAGGGGGUGGUACAUGAAAUGGGGCAAAAAAAAAAAAAAAAAAGGGCCUUGAUAAAAACUUUUAGGCCCCCUCCAAGGCCCUGACAUGAUCUGAUACCAUCACAAAACAAAAAAAAGUAAAACAUUUAAAGAUUUAA
Molecule: messenger RNA, 879 nt
Organism: Girardinichthys multiradiatus
Lineage: Eukaryota; Metazoa; Chordata; Actinopteri; Cyprinodontiformes; Goodeidae
Product: 40S ribosomal protein S27-like
Exons: 4
Coding region: 15-434 (139 amino acids)
Biological process (GO): ribosomal small subunit assembly; translation
Cellular component (GO): ribosome; cytosolic small ribosomal subunit
Molecular function (GO): RNA binding; structural constituent of ribosome
Source: RefSeq, a predicted model, not a curated record